Molecule: messenger RNA, 2170 nt
Organism: Fusarium verticillioides 7600
Lineage: Eukaryota; Fungi; Ascomycota; Sordariomycetes; Hypocreales; Nectriaceae
Product: V-type H+-transporting ATPase 21kDa proteolipid subunit
Exons: 4
Coding region: 132-737 (201 amino acids)
Biological process (GO): proton transmembrane transport
Cellular component (GO): proton-transporting V-type ATPase, V0 domain
Molecular function (GO): proton-transporting ATPase activity, rotational mechanism
Source: RefSeq, a predicted model, not a curated record
GCAGCUUCGAGGUACCUUGAAACAGGAGCUCCUUCAAGCUCAGAAUAAGCCACCUUCAUCCGACCCGACGCUCACCAUCGUCAACACAUCAAUCCCUGGAUCGUCGAGAUAACAAUUCGAAUACCGUUGCAAUGAGUCUGUACUAUGGAGUGGGCGGCAUUGGGUCGUUCUUGACCAUCGUUGGAGCUUAUAUGCUCUUCACCGGAAGUGGCGAGUCCUUCGAUAUCGGCGGUUUUCUCGAAUCGGUUUCGCCUUAUACAUGGGCGACACUAGGAAUCGCGCUUUGUAUCGGUCUCUCUGUUGUCGGCGCUGCAUGGGGCAUCUUCAUUACCGGCUCGUCGAUUCUCGGAGGUGGUGUUAAGGCCCCUCGUAUCCGAACCAAGAACUUGAUUUCCAUCAUCUUUUGUGAAGUUGUCGCCAUCUACGGCGUCAUCAUGGCUAUCGUCUUCUCGCAAAAAGUCGAGAACGUUUCUGGAGCCGAGCUCUACUCCGCCAACUCCUAUUAUACUGGAUAUGCCCUCUUCUGGUCUGGUAUUACCGUCGGCAUGUGCAACCUUGUCUGCGGUGUUGCCGUUGGAAUCAACGGUAGCGGUGCUGCGCUGGCCGAUGCUGCCGAUCCUUCACUCUUCGUCAAGAUUCUUGUCAUCGAGAUUUUCAGCUCAGUGCUUGGCUUAUUCGGUCUGAUCAUUGGUCUUCUAGUCUCUAGCAAGGCCCCUGCCUUUGGCGAGAAGAAAUAAACCCGUCAUCUAUCCAUCACUUACCUUAGACAUCAUCAAGCCCGGCGGGUUUACCGACGGCACCACCUUGUGUGUUCAAAAGAGACGGAGCGCGUGCAUACAUUGCGCCAAUAAUAUUUGGUCAGGCGUUUGGAAGAUUGGCUUGGGAGGACGUAUUUUGGCUGUACCUGUACCAGUACCAGUAUCAUAUGGAGGUGGAAGUGUACAUCACGAUGAGAUUUGAAUUACAUGUUACUAAAGAUCUUUGUUUUACGCAGGAAUGUGCAUUGUAUGUUUGGCUAAAGCUCAUUACCGGGACUUGGACCAAUUUCUAAGCAGCCUGCACAGCGCCCAGUAGCAAAACCUCAACCUUUGAUCCCUUCUCCAAUUUUCCUUUUCCACUAGGCAAGAUGACCAAAGCGUUAGCUGACCUCAAGCUUCCGACCUUGGAGCUGCGUUGUCCUCCAGUACUGGUAGCUGAGAGAAGCCCAUCCUUGCCAACUGUGACCACAGCUCGAUGAUACUCGGGUCUAGGGUCUAGGGGGAAAUCGUGCGAGAUGACAGCAGGUACUCUUGGGAGGCCCUUAGUCGUGGCGCCAGAGAGCUUGUGCAGUGAAGGGAGCACAAACAAAUGGAAAGUAACCAGAGCCGAAGCUGGGUUGCCGGGAAGCGAGAAGAUGGUCUUGGUAACACGUUGACCCGAGUUGUCCUUGACAGGAACUGUGGCAAAGGUGGUUGGUUUUCCAGGCUUCAUAGCAACACGCCCGAAGUGAAUAGUGCCGCCAAGAGAACGCUCAAUCGUUGGUUUAAGGAGGUCGAGCUCGCCCAUGGAGACACCGCCGGUGGUAAUGAGAAGAUCUGCACGUCUGAGUCCAUCACGGAGCGUCUCCUCCAAAGUGCCGGGCUUGUCACUAGCGAUGCCGAGGUCGACAACUUCAUAACCCCAUUCCCUCGCUGCGGACAUGAGAGUUAUUCGGUUGGUGUCGCGGACUUCGCCAAGUUUUAGAUCACCCGGGCGGCUGUACUCGACGAUCUCAUCGCCAGUCGAUAGCACGGCUACUACAGGACGACGGUAAAUCUUUGCUUCUGAUACUCCCACAGAAGCGAGAAGGCCGAUCUCACCGCCCACACCGCUGAUAAUCUCUCCCUUGUUGAGGAUAACUGUGCCUUGUUUGACGUCACUACCAACUUCGCGGAUGUUCUCACCCUCCUUUACUCCGUCGACUUGAAUUUCAACUUCCUUCUCCUCCUUGCCAUCAUCUGACAUUGUUUUAAGGACAGUAUCUUCAACCAUAACAACAGUCGUGGCACCAGGAGGCAAAGGGGCCCCUGUGGUGAUUCUAGCCAGUUCUCCCUCAUUCAGAGCCCCGAUCUCACCAGGUGAAGCAUGAGAGAUGGCUGUUACUGGGAAGAUGCCCUUGAGCUGGCCAUCCUUAGGGGCCACGACUGCGUAG